This is a messenger RNA of Alnus glutinosa, 672 nucleotides long. Its product is annotated as germin-like protein subfamily 1 member 16. Lineage: Eukaryota; Viridiplantae; Streptophyta; Magnoliopsida; Fagales; Betulaceae. The record is from RefSeq and is a predicted model, not a curated record. Gene Ontology annotation, cellular component: cell wall. The transcript is spliced from 2 exons. Gene Ontology annotation, molecular function: manganese ion binding. The annotation marks the transcript as partial.
CAAGACUUUUGUGUUGCUGUUAACAGUUCCACUCAGGCUGUAUUUGUGAAUGGAAAGUUUUGCAAGGACCCAAAGCUUGUCAAUGCUAGUGAUUUCUUCUUUCAAGGACUAAACAUUCCCAGAAACACUACAAAUCAACUUGGGUCGAAUGUCACUCUUUUGACUGUGGACGACAUAUUUGGCCUCAAUACACUGGGUAUGUCCAUAGCUCGCUUAGACUUUGCACCGUACGGCCUAAAUCAACCCCAUAUUCAUCCUCGUGCCUCAGAGAUUUUAGUAGUCUUACAGGGUACUUUGUACGUUGGCUUUGUCACAUCGGAUAACCGCCUCAUCACCAAGACUCUAAACGCAGGAGACCUCUUCGUCUUCCCAAUUGGUCUCAUUCACUUCCAGCUUAAUGUAAGAGCGACCAAUGCUGUUGCUUUUGCCAGUCUUGGUAGCCAAAAUCCUGGGCGCACCAACAUAGCAGAGAAUGUCUUUGGAGCCAAUCCACCUAUCAAUCCGGAUGUUCUCACCAAGGCCUUCCAAUUGGACAAGAAUGUGGUUGACUCUCUUCAGAAAAAAUUCGCGAGUUAGAGAACUAUAUGUAGUAGCCACAAUGAAUCGUUAGAUUUGGUUUGAAUAGAGUUCUCCCUGUUUAAUUUAGCUCACAUGUUGUAAUGUCAUAACAAU